GCCGUCCACAUUGAAGCAGGGGUUGAGCCUUUACAGUACUAGUAGUUACUGUAGUAAAUAUGCCCCCCACCCACCCCAAAGCCGCUUCGCAUUCGGGCUUCUCCACCACCGAUAUCGCCCUGACCAACACCCUGACUAGAAUCUGGACAAGGGUCGCCCAGGCACUAGCGAGGUUCAUCAACUUUCGUGCCAGCAGUGCACAAAAGUUUUCGUUAUCUGAAGUUUCAACUUUACUCCGUGCGACAUUGUCACGCAGAGCAGAUCUUGAAUAUGGGCGCAACACAAUCGACUUUGCAGAGCCAUGUCCUAUCGACUUCUAGGGGUAAACUGAAGGGGGUCAAAUACGUUGAUGAGAAUGGGAGAACACUGUGCUAUCGAUAUGCAAAGGUUCCAUACGCAUUGCCGCCUGUCGGGCCCUUUCGAUGGAGACGUCCCCGAGCUCUGCCUGAUGAUUUCUCGUUCAACAAUGCGUCUGGUGAUCCGGGCGAUUAUACUCGCUUCGGGCCUGUGUGUCCGCAGCCCACACACAUGUUUAAUUUUGACAAGGCAAUGGUUGCCAAUCCUCCAGGUGAGCCGAGUGAUGAAGAUGUUCAAGAUGAAGACUGCCUCUAUCUCAACAUCUGGGUUCCUGCUCAGACAGCGCCCAGUCAUGGUUGGCCGGUGCAGAUUCAUAUCCAUGGGGGUUGGCUUCAAGUGGGAAGCGCGUGUCAAUCCAGCGACCACGAUCCUUGCGACCUUUUAGCAGAUUCCACACCCCGAAUCAUUGUCUCACCUACCCACAGACUUGGUGUUUUCGGAUUUCUAGGUGGCGAAGAUCUUGUAGGGCUUGGGGAAGACCUCAGCGCUUCGAAUUACGGGCUCUGGGAUCAACGUUGCGCUAUAGAAUGGGUGGCCAAACAUAUCUCAUUGUUUGGCGGCGAUCCACACAAUCUAACUGUGGGAGGACAAUCUGCAGGCGCAUAUUCGGCAUUUUUUCAGCUCUACUAUGAUGCUUUCCGCCCAGCAUCAGAACGUCUCAUCCGGCGUGCGUACCUAUGGUCUAACGCUGUUGCCGUCCAACCCAAUCCCGUGGAUUCUCCAGCGCUUACAGCGCAGUUCGACGACCUAUGUGGUGUUUUGAAUGUCUCAACGACGGCAACGCAAGCGCAGAAGUUGUCUUCGCUGCGCGCUGUCACAUCGGCAGACAUUGUUUCAUCACUCCACAAAAUGAAGCUCUACACAUUCCGGGCGUCAACGGAUAAGGCCUUCAUCUCGCCUACUCUUAUUUCGUCCGUCCUCUCGGGAGAAUUUGCCACGCGCCUGGCCAGGAAUGGCACGCGGCUGCUUCUUUGCGAGGUCGAGCAUGAAGACAGAUUUUACAGGCUGAACAAUCCGCCCAAGUCAUAUGCCGCAUUUCUCCAAGGCCUCCGCAAUUACUAUCCUGAAGCCGUUGUCAACGCACUGGUGUCACACUAUUCAAUGCCAGUGGACCAGAAUGACGCAGAGACUUGGGCAGACUUAUUUGGCACUAUGAUAUCCGAUGCCCAAGUGCACGCCUCACAGCGUGGCUUGACACAUGCUUUGCUACAUCCCAAUAUUGCAGUGCCUGGUAUAGAAGCUUUCCCGGCCGCAAAUCUGUUGAGGUUCCGCAUACAAUGGCGUGCCAAGUGUGUUGAUGACUGGGUUCAUCCUCAUCUCGGCACAUGCCACGUGCUGGAUGCUCCAAUCUGUGGGCAAGCGGUUGGCGUGCAGGCUUCACUGAGCAAGACAAGGAGUCAACUUUGAGGUUCAUCGAGAUCUUUGGGCAAUGGUUGUCCGGACAUGAUGUAGCACAGCCAGGAUCCCAGGGAGAGAGGUCCUUGACCUUGCUGGACAAAUCCGGAGCGAUAUGUUGGAACCAAAGUGACGACCACUGGGAAAGAGAAUUAGAGGUCUGGAACGUUAUACAGGCAGCCCAGCAGGU
Exophiala viscosa is the source of this 1942-nucleotide messenger RNA. RefSeq names its product esterase/lipase. The transcript has a single exon. The coding region runs from base 271 to 1764 and encodes 497 amino acids. The record is from RefSeq and is a predicted model, not a curated record. Gene Ontology annotation, molecular function: serine hydrolase activity. Lineage: Eukaryota; Fungi; Ascomycota; Eurotiomycetes; Chaetothyriales; Herpotrichiellaceae.